This is a messenger RNA of Lycium barbarum (goji berry), 588 nucleotides long. RefSeq lists its product as uncharacterized. NCBI's taxonomy places the organism in Eukaryota, Viridiplantae, Streptophyta, Magnoliopsida, Solanales, Solanaceae. Bases 1 to 588 code for a protein of 195 amino acids. The record is from RefSeq and is a predicted model, not a curated record. The transcript has 3 exons.
AUGCAGAAGUUGGAAAGUGAAUUUGCUAUGAAGGAUCUUGGACCCUUGAGUUACUUCUUAGGUAUUGAAGUGAAGUACUUUCCUGGAGGGAUUCACCUAACCCAAAGCAAAUAUGCAAGUGAUAUGCUCAAAAGGGUGAAUAUGGCAGAAAAUCCAAACAGUGUGCAUCUUCAGGCUGUUAAAAGAAUGGUGAGGUAUGUCAAGGGAACAAUUGAUCAUGGACUAAGAAUCAUAUCACAUUCCUCCUUUAGGCUAUAUGGUUUUUCAGAUGUAGAUUGGGCAGGCUGUACUAUUACAAGAAGAUCCACAACUGGAUAUAGUGUGUAUCUUGGUGCAAACUGUGUGUCCUGGUCAUCAAGAAAGCAAAACACUGUUGCAAGAUCGAGUGCUGAAGCUGAGUAUAGGGCAUUGGCAGCAACUGCAGCUGAAAUCACAUGGAUAUACAUACUACAAGAUAUUGAGGAAAAGGUGGCUCGAGGACAACUGGUUACUCAGUUUGUUAGAUCAAAAGAUCAGUUAGCAAAUAUGCACACCAAAGCUCUUGGCAAGGAUCUGUUCAAAUUUUUCAGAGAAAGCUAUGUGUCGUGA